AUGUCUGGCGCCGAAGUUGCCCUCCUUGGAGUAGGCAUUCUCUGCAAUGUGAUGCAGAUCCUCACCUUCGCCAAGGACUUCAUCCACGUCUACCGCAACAUCCGUGAUGGCCGAGCUCCUGACCCAAAGCUAGACUCAUAUCGGCUUCAUGUUGACGAACCUUCAAGAAGAGGACUUCGUGGUAGAGUGGCUGCGUCGAAGAAAAGUGCACUAGCCCUAUGGCGUGGAAAGGAGCUUGAAGAUGCCGAACACAACCUUCAGCGCCAUGAACAGCUAUUGCACAGCCUCCUCCUGGAUCAGGUCUGCACUCAGUCUCAAGCCGCCGAGAUCACCUCUUUACAAGCUUUCCAGCACCUCGAAGGGACUUUGCGGGACAUCAUCUCACAACUAGCACAUGGCUCCACCAAAGUUUCGGACCUGGUCACAGCUUUAUCUGCAAAUUCAAGUUCUCGAGUGGCAGAUGAACACGCAACAACGAGAACUACCAUUGAAGAUCAAAUGUCUUCGUUGGAGAACACUAUCCGUGAGGAUUCGAAUAUCUUCUGGGUCAGUGGCAAGCCAGCUUCAGGCAAGAGCUCUCUCAUGAAAUUCCUCGCUUCAAACUUUUCAACAGGGACUCAUCUCAGAAACUGGCGCUCGAAUGUACGAAUUCUUACGCAUUUCUUCUGGAAGCCCGGCAAACUGCUACAGCGAAACGUGGAAGGCAUGGUUUUGUUGCUCCUCGAUCAAGUCCUAGAUUGCAGACCUGGACUUUGUCGAAUGUUGUGUGAAGCCCAGCCCUACGUGCGGCACAAGCGGAGUCACUCGGACUGGAGCCUUGAUGAGUUGACAGAGGCUCUGAUUAGAUCACUGGAAGCUUCGCCCGAAGCCUUUUGCAUCUUCUUAGACGGUAUGGAUGAAGCUAAAGAGCUGGAACAUCUGCCCUGGCCCGACUGGACCAAUGCUCAAGUCAUUCACGAACUGCUCAAAGUGGAUAAUGUCAAGCUUUGUGCAUCUAGUAGAGAGGAACACGCAUUUUGCUGUUUUUUCAAAGGUGCAUUUCGGAUUAGGCUACAUCACUUGAACUGUCAAGAUAUCACUCUUUUCGUCCGAAACCGGCUCGUUCUUUCUGGUCUUCAUUGCCGCGAUCGGGAUAGACUUGUAAAUGAGAUUACAAAAAAGGCUAAAGGCGUCUUUCUAUGGGUCUCUAUUGUGUUCGGUCGUCUAAACCAGGCCCUACGCAAGGCCAUGCAACUAUCGAGACACUUCGAGAACGCCUCGAGCAGACUCCUUCAGAUUUGGCUACGCUCUACGCGGACAUGUGGGAUAGAAUCGGGGAUGAUGGCCGGUUACCCAGUGUUCGAACGGCAUCUUAUCAUGUGA
This is a messenger RNA of Fusarium subglutinans, 1362 nucleotides long. RefSeq lists its product as uncharacterized. The transcript is spliced from 3 exons. The record is from RefSeq and is a predicted model, not a curated record. NCBI's taxonomy places the organism in Eukaryota, Fungi, Ascomycota, Sordariomycetes, Hypocreales, Nectriaceae. The coding region runs from base 1 to 1362 and encodes 453 amino acids.